CACCCAUUGCGUCGUGUGAUUCACAACCCACUGAAUAUCCUUUCCCUACCUAAUAGUUAGAGCAUGUAUCUGGAAGACGGCUAAUUUCCUCAUAUAGAAUAUGGCUGAAGCUCGAGAAGUUGCAUUACCUGGUGGAUACGAUGACGAGUUUGUGAAUUCAGUCGACGAAGACUUGCACUGUUCAAUCUGUCAUCUGCCACUGAAAGAGGCCGUACAGACGGGAAAGUGUGGGCAUAGAUUUUGUAGGCAGUGCCUUGAUGAACACUUCAGGAGGUUGGUGGUUCUAUUAAUUGUUUGAGUUGUAUUAUCAUGCCUGUGUCAUCAGAUAGUUAGUCUAGCUAGAGGUUAUUUACUGGCUUCGAGAGAGUGUUCAUGCUUCUGGAAGCAUGACGUAGCGAAGCAAUGCCGAAGUUGCCAGCUACGUGACUCGUCGACAGAGACUUUGAUUUUGUAAGAAAGGGAGGUUAUUAGCCCUGACUAACUGAAAUCGCUUGUCAUUGCUGUCGAUCUUAAAAUUACAGUCUCUCUUAACUUUUUUAAGGCUAAUAAAGCGCAAGUACGAUGCACUCUAAUAAAAAUAAUAAUAAUUUAUAUAGCGCUAUUCAGCUACUCUAAGAAAGAACAACUUCCUGCAUUAAUUAUCCGAGCUACUCCAUCGACUGCAAAUUCGCUAAGUUCUCUUAUGUUGAGCGAACAAACAUGGGAGCUGUGCAAAGUUUUAACACAUAGCAUAAAAAGAAAAUAACUUCCACUUGAAAGAUUUUAGUUCAGGGCUCUUAUCAGUAUUAAAAAAAGGUGGCUCAAUUCUCAGAAUCGAGCCUGAGCGGCGAGUUCUGCUUCAUGUUAAAGGGACUGGUUCACGAUAAUGCGCAUGCGCGCCGUUUGUCUCUUCAGAAUAAAUUUGUUGGGUCAACACUAAAUUCGAAAUCGCCAUUACCGGUACAAUCAUUGACAAUCCUUCGCUUUAUUCGGACAUCCGUCGCUUUGGCUGGUCUAGUUAUACUUCGGUAGUGGUGAUUAACGUGUGGUUGUGUCGUUUGACUGGUUACGUUUUAAGAAGACGCAAAAAAUAAUGUUUUUAUCAUGGAGGUUCAGAAGAGCCCGGGGGUACUCCCAUACAUUACCUAUACGGGUAUGUGCCGCCCAAAGGGGUCGUGAUUUUGAAGCUCCUGAUUUAGAACGGGGUAUCCAUUUCAGACGCGUUUUAUAGAACGGGGUAUAAUAUUUCGAACGCACAAAAGCUCCUCUUUUGUAAGCAGCUGAUUUGAAAUUAUUCAAGGACAGAUUGCUUUUAAAAAUACGGUGCAAUGCGUUAACAAGCAAACUGUUGUACUCUUCAGUUGCACCCUAGAACGGAAUAUAAAAAGUUGGCCCAUUUCUAGAACGGGUAUCAGUUUUAGGGCGAAUUCUAGAACGGGGUAUAAAAAAUUGGCCCACUUCUAGAACGGGGCAUCAAUUUUAGGGGAAAUGUUUUUUAGAACGGGGUGCCAAUUUGGAGUCCCGGGCGGCACAUACCCACCCAAAAAAUACCUAAAUGCCCCCAGGAGAAGAGCAUCGUGGCCGUCCGGCAACAGGACGUUCUCAAGAGGCUCUGGAGAUAGAGAAGCUUAGCCUAUGGAUCUGGUAUGGUUCUAGGAGUAGUGUGUGGCAUACGAAAAGAAUUCACGACACUUGGAACAACUUUGAUUCGAUUUUUGACUCCGACUUGUAGUUAUACCGCAACAGGCCGCGCGAUCUUCACCGAUCUGGUACACUUGAAAUGUUCCUUGUAUCUUUGCUUUGCGAUCGUAUAUGUUUAAGAAUUGAUGUUUUUAAAAUAAAUUAUUGCCUGAAUAUUCUGUUCAUAAUCUAGUUUCUUUAUGUGUGCUACUCGAUAACACUUGUUUUGCGAAACACUGACCCGAUGCAACGCGAAUGAAUUUGUUCAUUUGCUGAUAAGCAAUUGAAAUUAAUGCUCAGUUAAGGAUAAACUUUAUACUCAUACGUUGUGUGUUUUUGCCACCGGUCAGGCGCUAUUUGUAGGUAUUUCUGGGUUUAUUCAAGGCGAACUGAGAGAACAGUAAUAAGAUGUUUGUUUACAAAUUUUGUUUGCCGAUCGGUGACUGCUUUGUUAGCGUGGGUACGACCUCGUAAAAAUACACGUUGGUAAAUGUUUGUUUCAAAGCAGGACAGGGCUGUAAAUCUUAUUCUUAUCGGCUGCAACAUAUAUCUGAGGAGUAGCAAAGAAUAAACUUGAAUUAUGGGGAUAAAUAAAAUCAAACCAAAUGCCCGGAAAUACUCUCGCGUCGCGAACAAUUAACUUGAAUUUUGUAGUUUUACUUGCGUGCAUCUAACUCGCUUCCGAUUGGUUGAAAAACAAUCAGCUACUGUCAGAACUCACACAUGCGCAUUAUCGUGAACCAGUCCCUUUACUAGGUUGUAGGCUCGAUUACCAGCCGCUGUUCGGGAAAAUGAGCCCGCACUCAUCCCCCGGGGAGGAUCAAAGACCGGACCCGGGAGACGGCGGAAAUCGAGCCUAACUAGGUUGCUAACUGACUAACCAGUGGUCAACUGAAACAACAUAGGUUGUUUUCUUUUUUUAGUUGCUACACAAGGCGUUUUUUCAAAGCAUGAGUCCUUAUAGUGUAACUUGUUGGCAUUUUGUUUUCACUUAGUCCGCCGCCAUUGUUUUUCGCGUUCCCCACGGUAGACAUGCACGGUGUAUACUUAUGAGAGUCUUCUGAGGAAAAAAAGUCUAAAAACGAACUUAAUUGACCCUUUUGUCACGAUUUGUAAAUUGAAGAAAGUUUGACUACUACCGGCUGGUGAUGAGUUGAAAUGGAGUGCAAUGAUUUUACAGUGGAACCUCGAUAUAACAAACCUCUAUAUAGCCUAAGUCCUCGAUAUAACGAACGAUACUUUUUGCCCCAGUAAUGGCAAAAUAUAUGAAAAAGAACCUCCAUAAAACGAAACCUCGUUAAAGCGAACAAAUUUUUCCACACCCUUGGCCCUUCGUUAUAUAUCGAAGUUCCACUCCACAUAAUUAUGUCCUUGUUUUGGUAGAAACGUAAAGUUUAAAUUCAUAAUACUGGCCAGCAGUGGAGCCAGUCUACUUCUCUCUCAAUCGAAGUUCAGCCUGUACACCAUGGACAACAUCCCUUACUGAAGUCUUACUGCAGUCCUGCAAGGUUUCAUGCUUGUUUUCAAUAUACCGUCAAUAUAUUCUCUCCUUUUCAUUUCGAUAGGUUGGAGGUCCUCAGAGAACCGUUAAAUUGUCCUGUAGAGCGGAACACCCUAAUACGAGAUAAAGUAGGUGAUCUCUGACACUGCCGGUCGUCUCACCGGGCUGGCCAGGAGCGGUUCCUGAGCCUGCUUACUCUUUUAGUAUUUUCUACUCACUGACUAAUACUAAAAUUUGUAAUUAGCCAAAGCUGACCUGACACUGCUAUUAGACCGAGUUUGUCUAAUGGUCGUGGGUCGUGGGUCGUGGGUACAAGUCGUGGGUCGUGGGUGUGGGUAAUGAUUAAAAACUAAUUUUUAAUCAUCAAUAAUUAAUUUUUAAUCAUCAAUAAUUUUUGUUAAACUACUCGAUGACUAAUAACGUAAAACAAACAUAACACAAUGUAUGAAAAUGGGUGGGGUUAGGUAAAGGCAGGAACCCAUUGGAGCUAUUUUCAGGACUGGUGUAAUCUCUUGAUAAUAUUUUGAGAAAAUUUGUUUGGUCAAACGCUUGAACAACACGCACAUAAGUUAACUUAAUGCUAAAAAGAGCAAAUCGGAAAAUUAAGGAAGCCGGGAUCAGUUCCAUAUAAGAGUAAUCAAUCAUUAUUUAUCUGAAUAAGCAAUACGAUGAGCUACGAUGCUUACCUUUGAAUUGAUCCCAAUUAGUAGACUCAAAAGAGAACACUACAGCUAUAAAAUAAAACCCGGGAAGGGUGGGGAGGGUAAAACAAGCGAGGAGAGGCCGCAAAUGACCUUUGAGAUGACGCUGAACUCUGUAUAACCGAGAAGAAACCUGACGCGGGUGCCAAAAGACAAGAAACACAAAAGGGGGAUGUGUCCCAAAUUUUAAGUGUUUUGACAAAGCCAAAACCACCAAUCUAUAACAAUUUCAAAAUCCUUCUUCCCAGUCGUUUCCUAGCUGUUACGGGAAUCAAAAAUAAAGCGAAUCAAAAAAUAAAUGAUUUCCUUAAAAAAGUUUCAAUUUUUUGAAAUGAUUCAUUUGUUUUCUGGAAAAGACUAGACACGGCAGAAUUUGAAUUUCUUCACUUUUUCGGAUAUUUAAGGGGAGAGCUAGCUUCUUCGUAUAACUUACAAUAUGAGUAAACUUCCCCGGUACCGAGACACUCCAUUCUCAUUGUUGUUCGCGCUUUUUAGUGACGUUCUUCCGUUGUUAGUGAAAUAAGUUUAGCUUUCGCACGAUCCUUUGAAAGCGUUUUUGACCAGUUUAUGGUGGAGACAAAGUUUGACAGCUUUCCUAUGUCAACUUUAUAUUUGAAGACAAAAGUUAGUUCAACGUAAUUUCUCUUUCUUUUCGAUUGCUCCUGUACCCACCGCCACCCCCCUGCGCUGGCGGUCGAUGAUCUCUGGUAAAGUAACAGAGUAGGGGAAGUGUUGUAUAAUUUUCAUACAUCGUGUUAUGUUAUGUUAUCGAGUACUUUAAAAAAAUCCAAAACUUGUAAUAUUGUAAAUUAUUAAUUUUGACCAAAAAUUAGUAACAUUGUUAUUUAAUAAUGAUUAAAAAUUAAUUUUUAGUCACUACCCACACCACACCCACGACCCACGACCAUUAGACAAACUUUAUUAGACCUAUUAGUUUAGUGCGUAUCUGUAGGGCAGGAUAGUAUUUAUUUUAUAGACAAUUCAUUUCUGCGAAGAAAGAGGGAGGAAUGAUUUUUUCAUGUGGAUUUCUAAUAUUUACAUCAACAACUUACAUAAAACAUACAUAAAACAUACACACUAUUUACCGGGGGGCGAGGGGGGGGGUGCUGCUACUUACAUUUAUCAAAAGCUAUUUGAGGCAGGCUGUGUGGGGUCGCUACAUACGUGAACUGAUACAUUUUAAGACAACAUAACAAGGGAAAUUUAAGAGAUUUACGACACGAAGGAAAAGAGGUAACUUAAGAAUGAUAAUACUAAUGAAUAAGUCUGUAAAGAAGUAAAUAAAUAAAAGUUACAAUACAUUGGAUUAACAUUUUCUUUUUUUCAUUCAUUAAUAUAAAAGCUUUCUAAAUCAGCAUAACUAUCCUGACUUUGAACAUUGAAGAUCGAGUAGUAAUAGAUUGUGUAUUUGUUUCUUAAAAGCACGCUCUAAGAGUUUUCUCAAAUUCUCAGAGAUACUGUUCCAAAUUUUAGCCCCUAGGUUAAAAAGAGUUUUUCUGAUGAUUGCAACUGGUUUUUUUUGCGAGUCUCUUUGCAUUUUUUUAUUUUAACACCAUUCCAUUCAUCCAUUGUCUGUUCAGGAUCUGCUUAGAGUCUAAAAAGCCAUUACAUAUUCUCCACUGCUCCUUGUCAGUAUAAUUUGCAUGAUGUUUUGCCAAUUGCGGACCUAGGAAAAUUUAGCCUUUUAAACAAUUAUAGGUUAUUUUCAUUGAUGGUGACUCACCCCACUUAACCUUGUCGCAAAAGUCGUCAUCUUUAUUUAUAGGCGAAUAAUGUAAAAGCCGCUUCAUUUAGCCUUCAAAAGCUCAUUAAUAAUUCAUAAAGAAAAAAACAGAAGAAAUGAAUGUUUAAUGUUUAAUGAAUGUUUAAGUAAUGGUCCAGAUAAGAAGGAAAGGACCAAAACGCAGUGAACACGUCGGAAUGCAAAAAGGUGCUAACUUUACUAUUGUCUCUACUAAGGUUCUGAUUGGUUUAAACAUCAAAUUUUACCAAAUCUUCGCAAAGCAGCGUGUACAUUAAUCCCUUUUUUUCUAUCCACCUUCCUUAUAACAAAAUCUCGUCCGAGUCUAAGUAACACAGAAAUCGUAUGUGCGGAUCAUGUAAAAUUGUGAACAUUUCUUGGCCAUUGUUUGCAGCUCUUGUGAUUGGUCGAAAUGUUUUAACACAAAAAUACACCCUUUAAAGUGGAGUUUAAAUACAUUUUCUUUCGUAAACAGCCUUUUUGUAAAUUUAUGCACUCACUGCGUAAAAAUGAAAACAUUUCUAUGUGAGGAAAGCGUAUUGCGCCACAACAAAAGAAAUUGCUUCCCUUCUUACCUGGAUCAUUACUUAAUUUAUAUCUGAUAAAGAUACGCACCCCCAAAUUGUGCAGGUAAGAGAUCUUUCAAACCACACCCAAAUGUGUGUUAUUCAGUGGAAAAGGCCAGAGAAAAUGCAAAGAAUCAGUCCAAUGUAACUCUGACUGGAAUAUCCGAAUGAACAUCCUUUCAACUACCUUCCAUCGUCGGUGUAGUGUAUCGGGAAUUUGUAUAUCAAACUAGACGCAGAAUCACGGCUGAGAACUCAACGCAAUUUAAACAACAUGUCCGCAAGCACAUGGCAAGAAGAUGCGCAAUGUGCAUGCGUGAAGUGCGUAAAGAUUCAUGGGAUAUGACAGUCGGGGAAGCCUUUCCCUUUGAAAUGAAACCUGUUUGUAUAAUGAGGAAAGAGGAGAAUGGAAAUCCUGUUAUUUGGCGUCAGGAGCAAGUGUUAGAAGUGCAGUGCUCGAUUUGUAGAUAGGGUUUUUGGUAGCUUCGCUCCUCUUUGGUCAGAUGCCGACCAUAAAAUUUGCUUGACUACACAAAAUCUCCCAGAGGGUGAAUGGGUUAAAAAACCAAGCACGUAGUAUAUUUAUGUGAGCAAACAAACAAAUAAAUGGACAAAGGUUAGUUUAACUCUUUACUUUUUAGGACAUUUUCCCUGACAAGGCAACCGAAAGAAAGAUACUUUCCUUCAUCAUCAAGUGUCCUAGCAACGGUUGCCAGUGGACUGGUGAAUUGAGGUCAAAAACUGUAAGUGGCGCAACUCUAUGUUGUUCUUACCACCGUGAUUUACCGGUAAACCUCAUGUAAGAAAAUGAAUAGAAUUGUUGGUCUGUCACAGUGUAACACGUGCAGAAGUCACGCCUUCAAGACUUGUGUAUGAUCAGUUGUUGUAUUUAACUAUAGAAUAAUACUUUCAACUUAAGAUAUAGAUGUUAGAGAGGAAAAUGCAUCAUUUCGUGCAUAAACUUGUUAGGUUCUAGAAACUGUCAAAUGACUCAAAUAUGCAAACUGAUAAGGAAAAACCAUCCUUUUGAUCAACUAGUUUUUACUAUGAUGAGAGAUGGGGAGCUGAUAUUUUAUAAAUUGACAGUUUAUCUUUCUUGAAUCAGCUAAAUCAGCACUUUAUUGCUCGGACAUCUUGUCCUCAACUUGACAUUGGUUUUCGUUUAUGAUUGAUUUUUACCUUUAGAGUUAAUUGCAAGUUAAUGAGCAAAUCUUAUAUAAUCACAUAAGCUAAAAGGGGUGGAGUAUAAAGGUAGAGAAAUUCUGUGAUUAAUCGGAGAAAGGAGCUGGAGAGGACGGAGAAAGAAAAACGGAGAGAGAAAGUAAAGGCGGGUGAAAGAAAAGGAAAAGAGAGUCGGGGAAAGAGAAGUCAGUGAAACUAAGCAAGACGAAGAGAAGAAGAGAAGAAAAGAGAAGGAAAGAGUUAAGAAGUAAGAGAUAAAGCUAGUACGAAAUUAAUGUAAGGAAGGUGUAAGUCUAUUACUUCUGAAUUAUUUGUCUUUGUCCUUCUGCGAGUUCUCAUCACUCCCACUUCACACUGUCGGAGCACGUCCCCCGUUACAAAUAAGUAGGUUGAAUACGACUGAGUCCGGGAGAGUGUAGCAUACAUUAGAAUAGCAUAGUCAGUAGGGUAAGUUAAUGGUAUUUAAAUAUAAUUGGUUACAAUAGCUAACAACAAACAACUUACUUGGGCAUGAUGAUAGACAUGAUAGUUUUCUGCCGUGUCCAAGAACUAAACUGUCAACACAUGAACACUAACCUAUAAUUUUCUUUUCAAAAAAAGGACCACUUAACGUCAUGUCCCCGUAAAAUUGUGCCCUGCACGAACAAAAACUGCUCUGAGACGAUGACAAGGGACAAGCUACAGAAACACGUGACCACCACGUGUCCAUGGAGGAUUCUUCGUUGCACUCACUGCAGUGAAUCACAUCCGGAGUGUAAAACUGAGGUAAGAAUUUUGAUUAAUUGCCCUGAUUUUGCUUUGCUUGUAGGGGAAUCUAUCAUUAACAUACCGUUGGGAUCGGCAAUAAGGUGAAUUCUGCUGUUUUAAAACCAAGCCAGCAGGAACAGCAACAGCGCAACUGCAAUAAACGGUAACCUGCAUUAAUGGGUCACUUACCAACCCUCCAUAUAGCGUUAUUUUCAUUGUCUUCACCUGUAUUUAGUUUAGUGAGCGGUCAGUUGGCCUUACCAGCUCUACCAGGGGUGACCUCUUAAGGGCCUGUUUACAUGGAGGUGGGGGACCCCAGAUAGGUGAGUAACAUGAGGCAGGUCACCCCACCUAUCAUGUAAACGCGAUCAAAUUAAAAUGAGAGAUUAUGUGGACAGGCGGGUUACCUACCAGAGCGGGUUACCUCACCUACCUGGGGUCCCCCACCUCCAUGUAAACAGUGAUUUUAGCAAUGAUUUUAUUCUCUAGGCUCAUCAUGCCGAAUGUAAGAAAUUCCCAUUGAACUGUUCUCAAAACUGUGGAGCUGUCAUUCCGAGAGAAAAGGUAUUAAUACUAGAUUUACAGUAUUAAGCGCAUGAAAACAAUAGCCAAAUAACUUAACAAACAAGGCCUUAAGAAAACGUCUGUACCAAAUCAACACCUGCCUUACGAUUCAUUUAUACAGCUUAUGUUAGCUGAAAAAUAAUUAAUUUUUCUUUAUAUUUCGUCCACUUGUUGUAGUGAUUUUUCCGUAAGAUACAUAAUAAAAUAUGCAGAUUAAAAAAAGAAGGUUCCCCGGAGUUUACACUCUUAAAAACGCUGAAUAAUCACUAACGAAACAAAACUUAAUUUGGCUUUUGUCAUGAAUUUAAGGGGAUAAAUAAUUUGAACGUGUGCCGUCUCUUAAAUAAAACAAAUUUUUGAAAAUGAGAGUUUCCUUGAUAAACUCCUACACACGCACAGCUUUAAUUGCAGCAUAUAUCAUUCCUUCCUCCCAGAAUGAGAAGGAGUGAAAAUUAUAAAGAAAGUCGACCAUACAAGUAGAAAAGUGCUUGCAUAGCCUCCUUCGCAGGCAACUCCUUUUGUAACUGUUACACUGAUCUCCGUUCUCUUCCCAUUCUCCCACCGUUCUCUGAAACAGGUUAAAGGGAAAGACGUCGCCUCCCCCUCAGCUAGGCGAGCAAGGCACACGAGAAAAAAAACUGGGUUACUCAAGAGACUUGGCAAAAAAAGCGCCCUUCCCUAGUUUCCCUCCUCAAUUUCUUUUCUCUUCAUUCAUCCUGGGGCUCAGAGUUUAUCUUCGGCUUGUCCUUAACAUGUCGACACAGCCGACAUGUAUGAUGAGAGGGGGAAGAUGAAGGUGGAAAGCAGUGCAACAGGUGCAUUCCCUUCUUCUGCAAACCAUGUUGGCGCUAUACGGCUGACGCGGAUACAUUCUGUUUAAACAGCUAAUUUUCGAGUAAACAGUCUUCAACGGCUGCAAAUUCAAUGUUUGAAGCAAGGACCAGCUUACAAAAAAGAAGGACCGGAUCCUAAUAAAGGAUCUAAUCAGGAAUAAGUGAAAAUAUAAAACAAAAAAAGCAAGGCUGAUUUUACAGUCGGGAAUAUAUAUAAUUAUAUAUUUUACCAAUAUUUUGGAAGGCACGACCUUCCUUCUUCAGGGUCGUACAUAUAAUGAAGAGGCUAGGCUAAGACGUUACAAUUUGAAAUGAAGAAUAGAGUGCAAUAUGAUACUAUAAUAACACAUGAAAAUUUAAAAGGUGAACGUUAACAGUAGGUGAAAACGAGAACCGUUGAAGUAGUGAUUUGAAAGAAAUUUGAAAUGUAAAAAAAGUUAAAAUAAAUGAUUACAAAUAGAAGAAAUAAAGAAUGUAUUACAUUUCAUCUUUCUUAUUCAUACCUAAUGGUUCAAUAGUAUUCCCUCUCUCGAUGAGGUAUACUUCUCUAGCUGUUCGUUUACUGUAUCUAUUAGAUUUAAUGAGCUCUAGUGGGAUAAGUGUGAUGUCGUUAGCAGAGUGAUCAUUAGUAAGUGAUCUGAGGCUGUGGUGGGUUUAGAGAUAUUUGAUGGGUUGUCAACUGGUCUGCGGUGUUCGUUGAAACGGUCUUUGAGUCGUUGUUUGGUUUCACCUAUGUACUGUUUGGAGCAGUGGUUGCAUUGUAUCAUGUUUUUGGAGUUACAGUCAAUGCUAUGAGUGAUAGGUCUGGUUUCGCCUGAAGAGUGGAAUUUGUAUGAAGUUUGUCCGUCAGAUAUGUAUUUACAAGUGAGACAGUUUUUUCCGCAUGGGCAUGAGCCCCGGGGCUGGUUGUGUUGUGUGAAAUUGCGAUCUUUGGCCCUAACUAUAAAAUCGCUGAGGUUACUACUACGUCUAUAAGCUACAAUGGGUGCAGCUUUAUAGACGUUAUAGCAACGGGGGAUGAAAUAAGGAUGUGAAAGUGUUUGUGAAUAAUGGAUGAGAUGGAACGAAGGGAGGGGUUGUAGGUGAUAACGAAGGGAACACAUUCUGUUUUGUCCAGUGUGGGAGUGUCAUGAUGCGUAAAUCAUGGCUUCUGUCCGUGUGAUAUUGUUAACUCGCUGUAUUUCCCCUUUGAAGGAAAUAGCGGUUAUAGCCACGUUUCUAAAGAUAGUAAAUAAGUUCAUUGGUGCCUAGUGUGAAGGUCUUCACACCAUCAACAUCUUCAACGGCUGCACUGAUUCCCAGCUGAGUAGACAAUAUCUCUUUUUUGCAGAUUUCAGCCCACAUUGAAAAGGACUGUCCACUCACAAUAAUUUCCUGUCCGUACUUUGAUCAUAUGGGCUGCGAAGCUAAGGUAAUACUAAGAGAAACAAGUAAGCGUUAACAUUUUUAGUUAAUUAAUAUGACUUGUUCAUUAGUUAUUAAAAUCGAAAUCUUUAAGAGGUUUUUCUGUAAAAUACCAAUGAAAGAAGAAUUCGUGCUUUAAGGAAAUCCGUUCACUGUCUUCACAUAUAAACGAUAGUUUAAGUUUUCGGGUGUUUCCCGAUAUAUACCGUUAAAUCUAGCAAAACAGCGUGUAAAUGACAAGUACUUGCUCAUCAUAAAAACUUGUUAUGUUUAUACUUCAGAUUCAGCGAAGAGAGGUUGAAUCGCAUCUUCAAGCAGCCAUGAGACUUCAUCUUGACUUAGCUUGUGUGAAAUUAGGCGACACACAAAAGAAGUUGGAAGAGACCACAAAAAAGCUUGAGAAAAGGGUCAAUGCUCUAGAAAAACGAUUACAUUAUUUUGAGGAAGGGUGUGAAUCAUUUACGUGGAGGAUAGAUGGGUUUAGUGAGGUCUUAAGAAAAGCAAAAAGUGGAGAGGAAACCAUAUUAGAAAGCUCUCCAUUUUACAGAUAUGGAUAUAAAUGCAAGAUAAAUAUAAAUCCGAAUGGUAUUCACGCUGGAGAAAACACUCACCUGUCAGUAUUUUUGGUAAUAAUGAAAGGUGAAUACGAUGCCACUUUAACCUGGCCUUUUAAUAAAAAGUUCACAUUUACGUUAAUUGAUCAACAAGAAACUGAACACAACAAGGAGAACAUUGUUAUGUCCCUUACUUCAGACCCCAAGCUUAGCAACUAUGCGAGGCCUGUAAAAAAAGAGAACAUUGGGAGGGGCUAUCCUCAGUUUGUAUCCCACGAAGAACUGCAGAAAAGGCGCUACAUUGUAGACGACACUAUUUUUGUUCAGGUUCACAUUACUUCAGUAGGAUACUAA
Messenger RNA from Porites lobata, 11806 nucleotides. The record is from the annotation of a GenBank genome assembly. Lineage: Eukaryota; Metazoa; Cnidaria; Anthozoa; Scleractinia; Poritidae.